This is a messenger RNA of Mya arenaria, 3070 nucleotides long. RefSeq lists its product as uncharacterized. Lineage: Eukaryota; Metazoa; Mollusca; Bivalvia; Myida; Myidae. Bases 41 to 1765 code for a protein of 574 amino acids. The transcript is spliced from 10 exons. The record is from RefSeq and is a predicted model, not a curated record.
CAAAAUCACUCGCAUCAUUAAAUAAAUAAUUUUGCGAGAUAUGCCACGACAAUGGAUGCUUAUAUGUGCUCAACUUGCCGUACUCACUUCAGCUCUUGUUGACUACGUCUUUGCAGCCGAGAACAAGUAUGGAACUAUAUCAGUGGUAGGACCCGCCUUUGUGAACAGGGAGGUAACACUGAAAGCGACACCGUUCUACCCUUGGGAAUGUGAGGUAGAAUGGAGAUACAUAAUGGAAGGUGGAACACAAUUACAAACAAUGCAUGGGCCAAAAGUUACAACAUAUUCGGAGGAUGGGUCAUUCUUUUUAAAAUGGAGGCCUUCAAUUGAAUACAACAUAUCUGAUUUCUAUGCCGGAUGUUCAACAAACAAAACGAUUAGAACACGCAUGGUACCGAUACAUCUGAAAGAAGAAGGUAACCUGCCCAAGCUAAUAGUUCCUGAAUUCCUUGAUGGAGAAGGUUCAACAACAAUAUGUGAAGUGCGUAAUGUUUUUCCCGCUCCGGAAAUAGAAAUACACGUUGACAAAGAAUUACUAGCUGACGCUCAACAAACCGAUUCAUUUAAUCGAUCAUCUCUUACGUUCACAAGUUUAGCAAAGGUGACAAAGGCUAACAAAACGUGGAAUGGAAAAAAAAUGUGCUGCACCAGGAAAAUCAAAUAUGAUAUUGGUUUAUACGAUAAGACCGUCUGCAAACACAUUAAUAUGAAAUAUCCGCCGUCGGACCUUUCGAUGUCCGUACACAAAAUACAUGAAUAUACCAAUAGUGUUCAUGUCUGUUUAUUAGACAUGUCUUGUGAAACGAAUGAAUCAAAUCCACCUUGCACAAUUGAAUGGGCAAGUGUGACCGAUAACUUGCAAUACGUUCGACGAAGCAACUGGACAAAUGGUGACAGUGGGAGGUUCCGUUCUGUUUCCAACGUGAGUUUCAGUGUUUCUAAAGACAUGCCUGGGACAAUUACAUGUGCAACAAGAUGCGAUCAUUUCAAAUCUCAUUUGAAUACAACUUAUACAGUAACUUUUCAAGGUGACCCGACUUUGAAUUUGAACACGACAUCACCUGUUCAUUUAUAUCCGACUCUUACAGUGACCGUCAGAUGUCUUGUUGAUGAUAACGAUGCUAAAGGACAAUGGACGCUUUGGUGGGAAGAUGAAAAUAGCACUGAAAUGAAGACAUGUAACAAAACAGACGAAUGCCUGUUAACACUUCAUUAUGCGAGAGAUGGCGAAAAUAUAUACACUUGCAACGCUUGGAAAUCAAAUGUGCUUCUGAAAUAUUCCUUGACCGUAAUAAGCGCAACAGCAGAUGGUCGUCAAUCCCACGAAACUGACAUUCAUACAUUCCGAUUUCCUGUCAUCAAUGUACUUAUCGGAGCAGGUGUUAUAGGUGGACUCUGCAUCCUGUUUGUUAUUGGAAGAUGUAUGCUUCUUAAACGGCAAAAGAUCGACGUAAUUAACACAGUAGAAAUUGUUGAAAACCACAGCGACACCUCGUCGGACAAUGAAGUGCUACACAUAGCAACGGAAGGAGUCCAGUACGCAGUCGUGCAGAGGCAGGCGGCCACACAGAGGAUUGAAACGCAGAACCCACAGGAUGACGAAUGCCUCAAAUACGCCGAAUUGGACAUCAAAUUCCUACAGGCAGCCAACGCCCUAGUCCCGUCAAGGAAAAAGAAUACGCCGACGGAGUAUGCUGACAUUGAGUUCUUUUCGACACAGGGACCUGUUGUUGAACAUCCUGGGUACCAUUAUGCAUCAGUGUAGAUGUAGAUCAAAAGAUCAAAGCAUAUAACCCGAACAUACCACCUUAUUGUCAUGUUUCUAUAUUGUAUUUCAUAUGUAUGAUGUUUUAUAAAAUCAAUUGUACCAAUAGUGUUAAGUCUAGUUUUAUUAUUAUUAUUAUUCAUAAAAGUAUGUAUUCCCUCAGUCAUACAAAUGUUCGAUAUAGUUUACACCUUAGUCAUGCCACUCCUUAUGAUAAAAAUGUUUGCAAUUUGGUAGUUUUAUUUUGCUGUUGUUUUAUAUGAUCUUUUGAUUUUAUAUAUGUUAAUGCCGAAGAUUAUGUUUUAAGAAAAGGCAUUUUAUCGGAUUAACUCUUACUCACUCACUCACUCACUCACUCACUCACUCACUCACUCACUCACUCACUCACUCACUCACUCACUCACUCACUCACUCACUCACUCACUCACUCACUCACUCACUCACUCACUCACUCACUCACUCACUCACUCACUCACUCACUCACUCACUCACUCACUCACUCACUCACUCACUCACUCACUCACUCACUCACUCACUCACUCACUAACUCACUCACUCAAUCACUCACUCACUCACUCACUCACUCACUCACUCACUCACUCACACACUCACUCACUCACUCACUCACUCACUCACUCACUCAAUCACUCCUUCACUCACUCACUCACUCACUCACUCACUCACUCACUCACUCACUCACUCACUCACUCACUCACUCACUCACUCACUCACUCACUCACUCACUCACUCACUCACUCACUCACUCACUCACUCACUCACUCACUCACUCACUCACUCACUCACUCAUUCACUCACUCACUCACUCACUCACUCACUCACUCACUCACUCACUCACUCACUCACUCACUUUUGCUUACUUGCAGGCUCGUUUUAUUUUGAUGUUGAGACCUCGUAAUUCGGGUUACCCCAUUUCCAAGUUAACUUUUUCGCUGUAUGUUUUGAUGCGGUGACCAAAUCAUUUACUUAUAAACGACAAUUUGAUAUGUAUAUUGAAUGGCAACCAUUAUGUAUGUGUGUAUGUUGUUCAUGAAGUGAAAUGUUUCAAAAGGUUUUUAAUCAAAUAACAUUACAUUAUGUUUGGCCGUUCUGCUUGUCAUUGCAGUUUCCAUUGUAUUUCUGAAAGUGUUAAUAGUCGGCUAAUCAGAUCCGGAAUCUCAAAUACCAAUGUACAGUCCAUGACAUUUUCCUUUACAAUCAUUAUCUCAAGAGCAAAAAUAUUGUGUGUAUCAAAGUAUUAAAAUAACAAAUGAAUGCAAUAACGAACAUGAUAUCAGUGCUUGUUCC